Molecule: messenger RNA, 1133 nt
Organism: Electrophorus electricus (electric eel)
Lineage: Eukaryota; Metazoa; Chordata; Actinopteri; Gymnotiformes; Gymnotidae
Gene: vsx1
Product: visual system homeobox 1 homolog, chx10-like
Biological process (GO): regulation of transcription by RNA polymerase II
Cellular component (GO): nucleus
Molecular function (GO): sequence-specific double-stranded DNA binding; DNA-binding transcription factor activity, RNA polymerase II-specific
Source: RefSeq, a predicted model, not a curated record
AUGACAGGGAGAGAAGAGACGAACGAAAUGUCCAAAGUCAAAGCCGUAACUCCGUGUUUCGGACUCGACAAACCACGUGUGAACGGAUCCGGAUUUCGUUCCAAAGGUUUCGCCAUCACCGACCUCCUGGGACUCGAACCGGACCUGCAGCCACAUCGCAACGCCCCUGGAUCUGGCGACAGUGCUGAUGGUCAAAGCACGGGGUUUGGGGAUCAAAGCACGGGGAUUGGGGGGUUCUCGUUCCCCGGUGGCUCUCUACCGCUCGGGUUGGGGUUUCUGUGCAGUUUGGCGGUCCAGCAGCCCCCGGGGCCCCGCUGCUUUCUCCCAAACAUCCCGCUCCUACAGGCCCGGACAGAGAGCCACUUUAUACCAACUAUGGAUGGGCAGCGGGACGCAUAUUCCGAUGACGACUCUCUCUCCGGUGACCGUCAUGACGGGAAAAGCUCGGGGAACUCUCAGAAACGCAAGAAACGCAGGCACAGGACGGUGUUCACGUCUCAUCAGCUGGAAGAGCUCGAGAAGGCCUUCAUUGAAGCUCAUUACCCAGAUGUUUACGCACGGGAAAUGCUCGCAAUGAAGACGGAGCUGCCCGAGGACAGGAUACAGGUUUGGUUCCAGAACCGGCGGGCUAAGUGGCGGAAGCGCGAGAAAUGCUGGGGGCGCAGCAGCUUGAUGGCGGAGUAUGGCCUGUACGGCGCCAUGGUGCGCCACUCCAUCCCUCUACCGGAGUCCAUCAUCAACUCCGCUAAGAACGGCGCGGUGGCCUCGUGCGCACCCUGGCUUCUGGGAAUGCACAAAAAAUCAGUAGAAAUGGGAAGAAAGUCUCCGGGGACGCCUGAACCCGCGCACUGUGAACCGCAUCCCGAGGAGACAAAUGGCAACGACAGCGACAUCGUGUGGUCAAGCCGAGCAACUACAAGAGACGACUCUGAGGACGUGGCGAUGGAUUUAUCCAGCACAUCUAAACAAGAGACCAAAAGCACUUUGAACGUUUCGCCUCGCCACAAUGAACCCAGCAACGAUUCCGAAAACGAGCAGUGAAAAUGUAACUCUGUAUAUAGACCGAAAGUGGAGAUUGUGGAUAAACGGAUAAACAAAACGGACCUGUGAUCAUAAAUAAAACGGACUUGUUU